Rhincodon typus (whale shark) is the source of this 1014-nucleotide messenger RNA. RefSeq names its product activator of basal transcription 1 (gene abt1). Lineage: Eukaryota; Metazoa; Chordata; Chondrichthyes; Orectolobiformes; Rhincodontidae. Gene Ontology annotation, molecular function: RNA binding. Gene Ontology annotation, biological process: endonucleolytic cleavage in 5'-ETS of tricistronic rRNA transcript (SSU-rRNA, 5.8S rRNA, LSU-rRNA); small-subunit processome assembly; endonucleolytic cleavage in ITS1 to separate SSU-rRNA from 5.8S rRNA and LSU-rRNA from tricistronic rRNA transcript (SSU-rRNA, 5.8S rRNA, LSU-rRNA). Bases 260 to 556 code for a protein of 98 amino acids. Gene Ontology annotation, cellular component: nucleolus. The record is from RefSeq and is a predicted model, not a curated record. The transcript is spliced from 2 exons.
UUUCUUUCCAGAUCAAUGGAAGACCUGGAGGAAGAAGAAAAGCAGGAACAGAUGGAAGGGUCAAGCUGAAGGUUGGGUGGAGUUCCAGAGCAAAGCUAUCGCCAAGAGAGUGGCCAGAAGUCUCCACAACACACCAAUCGGGACCCGGAAGCGUAGCCGUUUCCGUGAUGUCUUGUGGAAUAUAAAGUAUCUGCACCGUUUCAAGUGGAUUCACCUGAGUGAACGACUCGCUUAUGAGAAGCUGGUCAGGCGACAGAGAAUGCGGGCAGAGGUGUCCCAGGCCAAGCGUGAGACCAACUUCUUCCUCCAAAAUGUGGAGAAGAGCAAAGGCCUGGACAAACUGCAGGAGAUAAAGAGGAAGAAAGGACAAGAGUGGCAAGAGAAGAGCUGGCAUUUUAAGCAGCGGGAGACCGAGAUGGAGAUCCAGGCCAGCAAGGCUGCCAGCCGCAAGAGAAAGGCCCGUGAGCUUGGCAAGGCAGCCGAGAUCCACGACAAAUCCCAGUCCAACGUUGCACUGCUUGCUAAGAUCUUCAACCCUGCAGCAGGACAGGAUUAGGCUCUUGCUGGCGGCCAGGAGUGGUAGACUCUGUCCCCAAGUUGGGGGACACACAGACUGAGCUCCCUCGGGCAUUUGGGAAGGGUCGACAGUGCUGAUACAGAGACUGUACCUCAUUGCAGCUUGUUGCACGUGUGGCAGUUAUUUGCCCACAACCAUUGUGGACCCAGCUGGAGAAGGUUGGCAGGUCUAGGCUCUGAUGUUUUGCGGCCCUGUCACUCCCGGACAGUGUAUAGGGCUGGGACUCCACCCUGUGGCUGACCCGAUACUCCACUCAAGUCAUGGUUUGACCCCAUGAAUGAGUCCAGAACAGGAUGAGAUGAUUGGGUUAGGGACAGACGUUGUGUGGUCAGGAUUGGGGCACUAGGGAAUGGUGUGUCUUCAACUGACUUUUUUUUUCCAGAAGUUUUAUUUUGUACAGUGUUUGGGCUCGCCAAUAAACCUGAUGUUAAAUCUGC